AUGUCUCGAAUAGUGACAGCUUUCAAUAGAACAGUGGUGGAAUAUUUUCGAGAAACAAGUCUCAAUGGUUUCGGCCUGCUUUACUUUAUAAGAAAACGCAGAGUGCAGAGAAUCUUCUGGUUUUUGUUUAUUAGCGUUGGCGUAUGCUUUGCUGGCUUUAUAGUGUUUUUAAUAAUUCUGGAUUAUCUCACCUACUCAACUAUAGCAGAACUCUCGGAAUUAAAGGUUUUAGAAGAGGAAAUGAACUAUCCCGAGCUACAAGUAUGUAGUGGCUAUAGAUUUAGUCGCAGGAAAAUGCUCAGCUAUGCACAUGAUUUAGUUUAUUCUCAUAAUAACAAAUCACAGGAUUUUUGGCUGAAGGAAUUGUCGUUGCUCACGGGAUAUUUUGAUCCUUUAUCGGUGAAACCAGAUGAGGUGUUCCACAUAAAUUCCUUAUUGCAAAAAGAGAAUAUUAGUUCACUUAUAUUAGGUUUAACUCCUGCCUGUGAAUCUCUAAUACUUAAAUGUAAAAUUAAUCGUAUGGCUGUCAAGUGUUCAGAGUUAUUUAUACUAAAAGCCUAUAGUCAAGGAAAUUGUUGUGUUUUAAAUAAAGAUAAUCUCACAGGAGAACUCUCACUUUUUCUGGACUCCUCACAAGAAGAUGCAUAUCCUUUAAUGGAAAAUUUUCCAGGCUUUAGUUUACACGUUCCAAGUUGGCUGGGUAGACUUAGCGUUAACCCUGGUGAAAAAGCAGCUAUACAAAUAGAAGUUAUGGAGCUUCAGGGAAAUGCUCAAUUAAAAGAGUAUGCCAUAGAAGAGCGAGGUUGUUAUUUUCCCCAAGAGGGUGAAAGUAGGGAAAAGUGCCUGGAUGAGUGUAGAAUAAAAGCCACGCUAAUUAAUUGCCAGUGUGUGCCAUAUCCAUUUGAGUUAAGUAAGGAAAACUUUAAGCAUUGCACUUUGGAGAAUAUAACUUGUUUGCAGUCGGUAGAGGAGAACUGGUCACCAGCUCAGUGUCCCCAAUGUCUGCCGCUCUGCAAUCAAUUGUUCUAUAGAUUAAACAAACAAGUCCUGGGGUAUUUGCAUCCUUGGAGAAGCGAAUUGAAUUUCAAAUUUAAAACACCACAUCGACAGCUGUACACAACAAAUAUACUCAACCAUUGGUAUCAGAUGUUGUCAAACAUUGGAGGCGUUCUGGGCGUUUGUAUUGGCUGCUCUUUCAUCAGUGGCUUCGAGUUGAUCUACUUCAUGGUCUUUCGUUUAUGGUCAAACUAUCUUCGGCAGCCCGAGAUGUAA
This is a messenger RNA of Drosophila subpulchrella, 1272 nucleotides long. It is a transcript of the gene ppk27, whose product is annotated as sodium channel protein Nach. The record is from RefSeq and is a predicted model, not a curated record. The transcript has 3 exons. Gene Ontology annotation, biological process: sodium ion transmembrane transport. The coding region runs from base 1 to 1272 and encodes 423 amino acids. Gene Ontology annotation, cellular component: membrane. Lineage: Eukaryota; Metazoa; Arthropoda; Insecta; Diptera; Drosophilidae. Gene Ontology annotation, molecular function: ligand-gated sodium channel activity.